This is a messenger RNA of Didymella exigua CBS 183.55, 2523 nucleotides long. RefSeq lists its product as uncharacterized. The transcript has a single exon. Bases 1 to 2523 code for a protein of 840 amino acids. The record is from RefSeq and is a predicted model, not a curated record. Lineage: Eukaryota; Fungi; Ascomycota; Dothideomycetes; Pleosporales; Didymellaceae.
AUGGAAGUCCGCCGCGACCCGCGCUCUUUCCUCUUCUUCAUCAUCCUGCUGCUCCUCAUCAACUCGCCGGAACCGCAGCAGCAGUCGUUCAACACGCGCACCCGCUACGACGAGCUGAUCCCGCGCGAACACGCCCAGCUCGACAUCCUGAACCGCACGCGCUACGGAGACUUUAACCCGCGGCACAGGAAAUGGCUCAACGUCAGCGGGUGCCGUGACGAAGACGGAUUCGCAUGGGACUUGCUGCCUGGCGUGAUAGCCAAGGCGAACACCCACGGAGAGCGGGCGCUGGGCACGGCGUGGGCGGGCGUACUGGACGGCUCGAUUCUCGGCCAGGAGCGCGACGCCCUGCCGCUGUAUAGGAACCUGAGCGGCUAUGUCCAGGGCGAGUGGGUCCGCGAUGCGAGCAGCCGCCUCAGACACCCCGGCGAUAUGGGCAACACGACGCAUCCCGCCAGAGACCCGUUCACGAAUGCGGCCAUGGGCUUUGAUCGCAAUCUUACGGGGCCGAGUGGCAGGUUUCGGGUGCACAUCACGGAGCUCGAGGACAAGAUGCGGAUGGAUGUGAACAAGACGAUUUCCGAGGUUAGUGCCAAGGUUGUGGUUGGGGACGACGAGAGCUUUGGGGGGAACUGGUGGGAGUUUUAUGUGCAUGGUGUGCAUUUCAGGGACAGCGGGCAUGCCGUGCUGACGACGACGAGCGAGCGCUUUGCGGGCAUCUUUGCGCUGCCGCAUUUCCAGCUCUCGCGCGCGCUGCACGAUACCUCCCAGCACUUUCUGAACUGGACCAUCCUUGAGACCAUCGAGCGGCAGAUACAUCGACCGUUUCCUGUCUGGAACCCCUGGACGAGCUUGCCUGCUGGGUCCAACGACGACAUGAUGGGCGUGGCGCAUCACUGCGAGUUUGUUCUCUACCUGCAGCAGCCGCCGAGUGCGCAGACUGUCGACAUGGACUGGCUUGAACACGAGAUGCGCUUCCCCACCGGUGCACCGCUGGGCCAUCGCUCGCAGCUCUCCAUGUCCAUGGUGGGCUUCUCGCCAGAUUGCGGAUAUGUGAUCGAGUCAAAAGGACCGCCAGGCUAUCCUCCCUCGGAAGCCAUGCAUCUCGCUGGCUCCAAGACGGAGGAGUACAACGACCGAGCGCGACACAGUAUCGUGGCCUUUGCCAUAGCUCUCGCCUUCCAGCUGUCCUUUCUGAUCAAGCAGAUGAAGGAGACAGCAACCCCGUCCAUGCGCAGCCGUGUCAGCUUCUACACCAUCGCCAUGAUGGCGCUGGGCGACGGCUUCACGUUCCUAGUCCUCAUCUUCAUGUAUCUCUUCCUAGGCACCGCGCAGCUAGCCAUGUAUAGCAUCGCCUUUGUCGCUCUCUUCAGUGUGCUCGCACACCUGCGCUUCCUGAUGGACAUCUGGACUGUGCAAGCCGCCGAACGCGCGCGCCAGGAACGACAACAGGCUCCAUCCGCACCGACACCGCCGCCAGCCCCUACACCAGCGGCAUCAGAGCCUUCAAACGACCUCCCUCUCGCAGCCGACGCUUUCGGCACCCCGGCAACCAUCUCCCGCCCCCCUCCCAAUGCACCUCCUGGUCUUCCCCUCCCAGCGAUUGCACCCGCACCCCGUCCUCCUCCGCGUCCACAGACGCCUAUCCUGAUCGCACCGGACCAAGACGACCCGCUUUCCGAUGACGACGCGCCCUUGCUACCCACACGGAACCCAGCAACUGCCCCCGCCCCCGUCCCGGCGCCCGCCAACCCCCGCGCCGAAUUCGGAGCCCUAUACUCACGCUUCUGCCUCCUGCUUAUCAUAACAUUCUUCGUUUCGAUCCAGUUCGCCACCGCGCGCACCCUCUACCGUCGAAUCUACUUCAGCCUGCUUUCGUUCCUCUACGUCUCCUUCUGGGUUCCUCAAAUAUACCGCAACGUGCAGCGCAACUGCGGGCGCGCACUGCGAUGGGACUACACGAUAGGCACAUCGCUCACGCGGCUCGUGCCGCUCUUAUAUUUCUACCUCGAGGCGGACAACGUGCUGUUCGCCGCGACGGACUGGCAGGUUGCAGCUGUGCUGGCGGGCUGGGUGUGGGUGCAGAUGGUCGCGCUCGCCAGCCAGAACAUCCUGGGCCCGCGGUUCUUCGUGAGAGAAGGCUGGGCGCCGCCCGCGUAUGACUACCAUCCCAUCCUCCGCGAGGACGAGGAGGGCGCGCUGCUCCCGCUUAACGUGACGACGGCCUCAGACGACGCCAUCGACGGCGCCGAGGCGGGCAGCAGGAGCGCCGCGGAGGCCAGGGAUAAGGGCAGGAAGGUGUUCGACUGCAGCAUCUGCGCCAACGAUAUCGAGGUCCCUGUCGUGCCUGCUGGCGCGGACGAGAGCACCGUUGCGGGCAUCGCGGGCACGGGCAUGGUGCUGCAGAGACGCAUGUAUAUGGUCACCCCGUGUCGACAUAUCUUCCACGCCAACUGUCUCGAGGGCUGGAUGCGGUAUCGACUCAUUUGUCCAAACUGUAGGGAGGCACUUCCUCCUCUGUAG